Caenorhabditis bovis is the source of this 3297-nucleotide messenger RNA. Lineage: Eukaryota; Metazoa; Nematoda; Chromadorea; Rhabditida; Rhabditidae. The record is from the annotation of a GenBank genome assembly.
AUGUUCUCCUUCGCCAUUAUUCUUGCAAUCGUCGCUUCUUGCUCCGCCACCACCCCAAACUGGCUCACAGUGGUUCUAGUGGAUUUCGAGCUCCGUGAGCAAUGUGCUGAGUACUGGAAUUCCCAUCAGAAUUGCGUUAAUCCUUCAUUAAGAGUUCAUGCUACCAUGGGAGUCCAAAGAUUCACCUCAGUCGCCUGGCCGAUCACAAAAAAUCUUCUCGACAAUGAAAAAAAGUUUUUCACAAGCCAAUGGAACGACGAAAUCGAUUCGCUUCUCAUCUCGGCUCAAAUCGAAGGUGAAAACGCGCUCAAUCCAUUCGGACUCUCGCCGAAAUGCGAUCACGCGUUCACUUCAAUGGUUUUCAACAAAACCGAUGAGGAAGCCAUUAAGCCAUCGGGAAAAACUGUAAUGACACGCGCGGUUUAUGUACGAUCGCAAUGCUUCAACGCCAAGCUUCUCAUCCGCAUCGACGACAAAUGCGCGCACUGCCCAAAGCAAAUUUCCGUUGCCAAGCGACGCGAGGGAUUCCUCUUCGAAGUGGAACAAGCUAUCCAGGGAUACAACAUCUAUUACAUCAAUAUCUUCCUUGCUUCUAUCUGCUUGCUAUCAUUGAUUCUGUUUUUCAUUUCGUUGGAGUACAUUUGCCUGAAAAAAUCAAAAGUCCUUCACGUUAUUCCGAGGACCCCAAACAACACCACAAACUUCACCAAUGACAACACCACAACGGUGGCGUUCUCGCCAAAAAUCGCCAACAUUCGACGCAUCACCACACUCAUAAGCGCGAAGCAAAACGACGACUAUAGUGAAAUCGAGGCGGGACCCAUCUACAAAUAUCAGUUGAACACGCAGAAAGUGCAACGAGUUGAUUCCAACGGCGAUCUCGGACGAACAUUGCCCCGAAAUGCUCGCAUUUUUACCCAAUUCUCUGAAAUGAGCUCAUCCGACCCGAAAACGAUGUGUUUUUCCCUUGAUAAAAUAAUGAAUCGGACACACAUUUACGAUCCGCGCAAAAUUGCCGAGAUCCUCUCAUCGAAGUUGAAUUUAUCAUUGACUUCGGCGAAUAUUAUGGACGCGAAUCCGGAUACAAUUCAAGUAAUCUACUAUAACAUGGCUCAUUUUGGUCUCGGCAUCAAUGAAAAUGCAUUAAAUCAGCUUCCAUUGGACGUAAAUCGCGAUUUUGAAGAAGGACUUCAUCAAAGGAGCAUUCCAUUGAUUAUUCUUUACAAUUCUAUGGCGGCAUUCAUCAGAGAUAUCACAGCCGGCAAAAUUGUGCUCAACAUUUGCGAUUUGAUUCGACCCGCCGCCGAUAUUCCCCGAUUAAAGGCGAUUCUCAGCAUAUUCUGUGACUAUUUAAUAGUCAAUGAAAAAAUCAAGCCAAUGAUUGAGGAAGUGUUCAGUGAAGUCAACGAAAAAAAGGAGAAUCUAGUAGAACUUCAGGAAAAGGUUCGAAAUACCGAAACUAGGAGAAAUAAACUACAGGCAGAAGCGACGGCCAGGAAGAGACGAGAAAAUGAGGAAAUUAUUAGCUCGCCCGACACAAUUCGCGACGAGAUUCAAUCGAAAAAGGAGGAAAUUCAAGCAAUGAAGUCAGAUUUGAAUAACGUGCAACUAUCUGUAACGGAAAAACGGCACGAUCUUCAAAUCAGCGAAAAUGCGGCAGUCCGAAUCGAAUGGCUGAGCUCAAAAAUGAGAGAACUACUCGUCGAAAAGAAUCAAAUUAUUCUGCAAUCUCAAACUGUGAACGAGAUUGAGCGCGCGUUGGAAGAACUCAGCCAGCAAUUCGAUUUUGCGGUAAAACAAAACGAGUCGGCCAAGAAACAGGAAACUGAGCAAGCCGAAGCUCAUAGGCAGCUGAGAACCGUUCACGAAGAACGGACAAAAACGAUUUCGGAAAAUAUUCAAAGAAUUAAAAUCGAAAUCGAGAAAUUCCGCAACGAGACUCCAGUAUCGUCGUCAAAAGCGUGUGCGAAACGCGAGAAGCUCACCAAAAUCCGAAAUCAAGCUUCCGAGAAAAAGUACGAAGCGUUCCAGACCGCCGAGGAUCUCGUCAACCAAUUCAAGAAACUUGUCCAAGUGGGUGCCAAUGGCUCAUCGCAACUCGAAAAAGAGAUCACUGGCGAUUCGCUCGUCGGCAAUGAGCAUUAUUACGGAUUAGUUAAUUUCGGCAAUACAUGUUACUGCAAUUCGGUCAUUCAAGCGUUGUAUUUUUGUCGUCCAUUUCGCGAAAAAAUUCUUCAAUACAAGCAACAGCUAAAGAAAUCCGACACUUUAGGGGCGAACAAGGAGAAUUUGGUGACAUGUCUUGCCGAUUUAUUUCACAAUAUUGCCACACAGAAGCGAAGAGUUGGAACAAUUGCGCCGAAACGAUUCAUAACGAAGCUUAAAAAGGAGAAUGAGCUUUUCGAUAAUUAUAUGCAACAAGACGCCCACGAAUUUCUCAAUUAUUUGCUGAACACAAUUUCCGAGACGCUAAUGGAGGAGAAGAACGCGGAAAAAGAUCGACAACAGAAGCAUGGCACGAUAAAAAAAGGACAAAUUACGGUGAAUUUGGCUCCGUCGAGCGCCGCGCAAAAUAAUGAGAAAUGCGACGACGGGCGGAAAAAUGAGACGACGUGGAUUCAUGAGAUUUUCCAAGGCACUUUGAUUAAUGAAACGCGAUGUCUUUGUUGCGAAACGGUUUCGAGCAAAGACGAAGAUUUUCUGGAUUUGAGUGUGGAUGUUGAGCAGAACACGUCGAUAACGCAUUGUUUGCGCGUGUUCAGCGAAACCGAGACGUUGUGCGGCGAUCAGAAAUAUUUUUGCGAGACGUGCUCGUCGAAACAGGAAGCGCAGAAGCGGAUGAGGAUCAAGAAGCCGCCGCAAUUGUUGGCGCUUCAUUUGAAAAGGUUCAAAUAUGUUGAUUCACUUAAUCGGCACACGAAACUCUCUUAUCGAGUGUUGUUCCCAUUGGAACUUCGGCUGUUCAAUGUGAGCGAUGACGCCACGAAUGGCGAUCGACUGUAUGAUUUGGUGGCUGCUGUGGUGCAUUGUGGCGCGACACCAAAUAGAGGGCAUUAUAUAACUCUGGUCAAGAGCAAUUCGUUCUGGUUGCUUUUCGAUGAUGAUAUUGUUGAGAAAUUGGAAAUCUCGUCGAUGGAGGAAUUUUCUGGAAUGUCGCCGGAUUCCGGCAAUCUUCAGCAGCCGCCUACUCAAUCGCAGCAGCAGAAAAACUCGGAGUCUGCUUAUAUUUUGUUUUAUCAGGCGCGAGAUUAUGAUGCACUUCGGCCGAAUCAUCAUGCAACUCAUGCGUCCAUUUAG